GUCAGGCCCCGGGUAGGCCUAGCCCUCAGGCUGCUGGGCUCCCUCGCAGCCCGCUAGGGACCUAGCACCCAGGUAGGCGGUAGGGUGACCCCAGAAGCCUGGGUGACGCACCCAAGGCUUGAGCUCUCAGGUCAACCCCAAUUAGUCCUAAAUUCAACAUCCAGCACCCUACCUCCCCCCUUUUUAGCUGAACCUGGACACGCUCCCCUUCUUGAUCUUUCCACCACCCGGACGACACAUCUUGAACUUCUGGUGCUCCACCCUCUGCUUGACAACGGCAAUAUAGCAAAUACCCUCUCGAACCUUAAGCCGAACACACUCCAACAGUCAACAUGGCCGACUCUCUGACCGAGGAACAAGUCUCCGAAUUCAAGGAGGCAUUCUCCCUCUUUGAUAAGGAUGGCGAUGGACAAAUCACCACCAAGGAGCUCGGCACAGUCAUGCGGUCCCUUGGUCAGAACCCUUCCGAGUCCGAGCUGCAGGACAUGAUCAACGAGGUCGACGCCGACAACAAUGGCACCAUUGACUUCCCUGAGUUCCUGACCAUGAUGGCAAGGAAGAUGAAGGACACCGACUCCGAGGAGGAAAUCCGCGAGGCCUUCAAGGUCUUCGACCGCGACAACAACGGCUUCAUCUCCGCGGCUGAGCUGCGCCACGUCAUGACCUCCAUCGGCGAGAAGCUCACGGACGACGAGGUUGACGAGAUGAUCCGCGAGGCUGACCAGGACGGCGAUGGAAGAAUCGACUACAACGAGUUCGUCCAACUUAUGAUGCAGAAGUAGAGGGCCGCGUGGUCUUCGGGCCAGCAGUCCCCUACUACGAAUGAUUCCCUAGAUGAUGAGAAGAAUGGACCCGCAUAUCUGAGCAGUUCCGGUCUACCUGCCCCGGCACGGCGUCUACACUGCUGCAGAGCCGCACGGCUGGGCUUGCUGGGGUAAUGAUGGAUAGGUCGAUGUAUAGCGUGUAGCAGCAAGGUGGAUAAAUGGCGUCUGUAGCCUUGUCUUUCUCAACUGAGCCAAUUGCCAGACUCAGAUUUUCCUUUGCCGGAAUAUUGCUUUUUGCCGUUGAAUCAUGUGCCGCGGAAGUAUCUGUGAUGGAUUGAGAGGAAUCCUUUUCUGUCUUGAAUCCACUUGCGGAGUUGGGUCAGUGGCUCAGGCAUGCAUACACUCCUCAGCCUCACGAGCACCGGGCUGAGCAAUGGCGGUCUGGCCCGACCUGACACACAUCACUACUGGUUAUUAAUUCCGGCUAUCUAGAGUAGAGAGAGGCACCACUUGUGCCAAUGACUGGUAGAAGCCAUUAUUGUUUUGAACUG
Molecule: messenger RNA, 1315 nt
Organism: Diaporthe batatas
Lineage: Eukaryota; Fungi; Ascomycota; Sordariomycetes; Diaporthales; Diaporthaceae
Product: calmodulin
Exons: 7
Coding region: 333-782 (149 amino acids)
Biological process (GO): spindle pole body organization
Cellular component (GO): central plaque of spindle pole body
Molecular function (GO): calcium ion binding; enzyme regulator activity
Source: RefSeq, a predicted model, not a curated record